Molecule: messenger RNA, 3807 nt
Organism: Mya arenaria
Lineage: Eukaryota; Metazoa; Mollusca; Bivalvia; Myida; Myidae
Product: bestrophin-4-like
Exons: 14
Coding region: 1323-3461 (712 amino acids)
Molecular function (GO): chloride channel activity
Source: RefSeq, a predicted model, not a curated record
CAAUAGUUAUGCAAGGAGUAUACAGAAAAAUAACGUCAGUUAUAAAGAAAAGUGUCAUCAUUAUCUGAAGAAAACAAUGUGAUUAAUUCAGUAAUCAAAUAAGCGAUUAACAUAUUAACAUAUUGCGCGUGGUUAAUUUAGUGAAACAGGGUUGCUGAAAACAGUUCUUAUCAAUUAAACAUCAGUGCAGCGCGAAAAGGGACACUUAAAAGUUCAUGUCAAGACAGUUUGCACUUAUAAAACGUUAUAUAUAUAAACAUAUGUAAAUAUUUUGACGCUGGGUUUACGUUGAGCAUGGGGGAAGUUACGUUUUAGACGUUAACACUUUAACGUUACGGCUGUCUAAAAUACUGAACGCUACGUCGCUGUCAUUGGUAAACUCUACUUGAGAUGUUAAUGAAAUGUUGUUAAGCUAGAUCGUUCAGUUUGAGUAAAUAUAAAUUUGACUUGAUUAAUAAAAGUUAUUGUUGCGUUUUUAUUUAGUGACGUAAAUGCAAAUUUAAGCGUUGUAAUCUUAUAUGAAAAGGUGUAUACAACAUUUUGCAACAGAAAAAAAAAACACAAAGAUAUGUACGUAAGCUGGAUUAAUGAUAUAUAGAUGGGGUGAAAUAAGUGUGUCAUGUAUUAAAUUAAACGUGGUUUUUAUGAUAAUAUUAAUGUAAAAGGGUGAAUAAAAAUUCAGCCUACUAGUAGUUAGGACACCAUUACAGAAAGAUGUCCAUAUGUGAAGUGGAUUUAUAUAAUGUACAAAAACAACGAUUUAUGAAAGCAUCAAUGCAAAAUACCAGUAAAAAGUGUGAUAUAUUUGGAAAUGUGUGCAAAGUGUGGACUUUAAAAAUAGUGAAAGUGUAUAAUUUGCAUUUAUGUAUCGAGUUGUUGUCGGUGUAUUUAAGAUAAUUCACCAGUAAAAAUGCGAGGUCUCGAUUUCAAUCAAGUCAAACAUUCCCGUUAAAGUUUGAACGUUGAACUGUCGAUUGCAAUUAUAAAAAUAUACACCUGCAACGACCUCCAAAAUUCAGAUGUGUGAAUAAUGAUGACUUUCAUAAACCAUUAAAAGUGCGUGAUGUGGAUGAGUUUCACAAACAAUUAACAGUGUGUGGUGUGUAUGAGUUUCAUAAACCACUAACAGUGUGUGGUGUGGAUGACUUUCAUUAACCACUUACAGCGUGUGAUGAGGAUGACUUUCAUUAACCACUAACAGUGUGUGAUGUGGAUGAAUUUUAUAAACCACUAACAGUGUGUGAAGUGUGAAUGACUUUCAUAAACAACUUAAAGUGUGUGAUGAGGAUGACUUCAUAAAUCACUAAAAGUGUAAAGUGAAGAUGACUAUCAUAUAUCAGUAUAAGGUCGCGAGCGCCUCAUUUUUGGGGUUCUUUCGACUGCUUAAGGCUUGGAGGGGGAGCGUUUACAAGCUCAUCUAUAAGGAGACGAUAGUGUUCUGUGUCAUGUACGCGAUCAUUAGCCUCGUAUAUAGACUCGCCCUGAACGCCACGCAACGCAGGUUAUUUGAGCAGUUGGUGGCAUACUGUAACAUCUACACGAACCUGAUACCCGUGUCGUUCGUGCUCGGGUUUUACGUGUCCCUGAUUGUAGGUCGAUGGUGGACCCAGUUCAUGAACGUCCCAUGGCCCGACAGAACGUUGUACAUUAUGGGUAGUUAUCUUGUUGGCCGGGACGAAAACAGCCGGAUGUUGCGCAGAACGGUUGCGCGGUACAUGCUAGCGAGUCUCGUUCUCAUCCUGCGGUCAGUAAGCGUCUCGGUGAUGAAGCGCUAUCCCACAAUGGAACAUAUUGUAGAUGCAGGUUUCCUUACGCCAGCAGAAGUGGGAAUGUUUGAGAAUGUGAACUGCAAAUACAACAAGUUCUGGGUGCCGCUUGUCUGGGCCAACACCGUUCUCACUACAGCUCGCAGGGAGGGUAUUAUCGAGUCGGAAUACGGGUUUAAGUUCGUUUUAGAGCAAAUUGCUGACUUCAGAGACAGAUGCUCCACUUGUUUCGUGUAUGAUUGGAUCACCAUUCCGUUAGUGUAUACACAGGUAGUGACAUUAGCAGUUUACAUGUUUUUCGGGGCGUGCCUUAUCGGACGUCAAUACGUCGAAAACGUGGCUGACGUGCCAGAUCUGUACAUUCCGUUCUUCACUCUACUACAGUUUCUCUUUUAUAUGGGCUGGCUUAAGGUAGCUGAACAAUUGAUAAACCCGUUUGGCGAGGACGAUGACGAUUUUGACAUGAACUGGCUCCUCGAUAGACACUUUACCGUGGCGAUGAACCUGGUGGACUAUUGCCACUCUGUGCAUCCGCCGCUGGUGAAGGACGUCCAUUUUGACGAGGUGACCACGGACGAGCUGCCUUAUACCGAGGCGGCAAUGGCCUCCCGCCGACCCAACUUCAUGGGGUCCACGUAUAACCUCGAACGGCCAAGUACUGUACACCAGAGGAACAUCGCUAAUCCGGAAACGUACGAGGCGGCGCACAUGCACCACGGGAGCAUCGCCGGCCUUCGAAAGCGCUCCAACACAACCGGGCGAGUCGGAGUCGUAGGCGGCGGAUCAAGUUGGAGUUUGUUUGGGGCCAGACCUAGCAUACAGAAGUUCGGUUCCCGAGGCACGCUGAGCUCGCUGGCGAACGGCCACCCGGCGCUAGGUCCGCUCAAUUUCUCGGCACCGCCGGACUCGGAGUAUCCCCGGAAGGAACAUCGUGACAGCAAGAGCAGCCGCAUCAGUGACAUCAGCUUUGCGACGAGUCAGGGGUCGCGGAACGACUUCUCAGACCUCCCUCCAGAAUACGUGCCGCUAAGGCGCGCGAGGACUGCUUCCGACGCGGACCACACUCCGCUCAGGCGCCUCAUUGACAGUGAGCGGGAACGGAAGUGGAGCUUCCCACUCAGUUUGCUCAAGCGUCACUCGAAGGCGGCAGUCGGAAGGGAGUUUCCUGGGGAGAGGGGUUCCAUCCAUUCAGGAGGCCCCUCGAUGGAUUCAAACAUGGACGCAGAUGACAACUCGCCGCUGUUGACGCCGGGGACACCCCAAAGUCAACACAAAAGCCGGUUCACGGUAGAGGUCGUGCCGGGUGACCACGAGGUGGACGCGAGCAAAUCGGCCCGGAACAAACAGAUAAUCGAGAAGCACAUGUCACAUAUGGCCGUCUCUCGCCCACCGGUCUUGUCAGCAAUUGAAGAGGGAAACACUAUUAGGAGCGUUAAGGAGAUCCUGACGCCAUCCAGUCCCUCCAACUUGUCACUAGAAAUGACGGACGAAACAGUCCAGCCACUUCCGGCCACCAUCGUGGAGGAAGGGGACGACGUAUUCUCUUCCGGGGACGAGGGUCUAGGAGACCUGUCUGACAUAGAAGACACGAGAUUUAGCGAGAGUCUGGAACUUCCGGAACGGAUAGGAAGGCGUCGGUUGUUGAGUGAAAGCGGCGAUGAAGAGCUGCCAAGUAUUCACGUUGAGGAAGUGUGAUGUCAUCUGUGACGUAGCUCGUAAUAUACUCACAAGGAAUGGCGUUAUUUACUUGCGAGGAGUGACGUCAUAUACUCAUAAGGCAUGGGUGUUAUAUACUUGCGAGGAGUGACGUCAUACACUCGCAAUGCGUGGAUCAUGGACUCGCACGGAGAAGUGUCAUAGACAAAUGACAUGAACAUUGUUUGUUAAUGUAUCGGCAUUUUUUCUGUGCAAUGGAUAGAGAAAAAAAUACAAAUACAGGGCGCAAAUAAUAAAGUAACUUGCCAUGCAAGUGGCAAAAAUACUAUGACGCAAUAAAAAGGUUAUGCAAGAACUGUUUGCAAUAAAUGAUAAUUAUGAACAA